Nasonia vitripennis (jewel wasp) is the source of this 4055-nucleotide messenger RNA. It is a transcript of the gene Slip1, whose product is annotated as E3 ubiquitin-protein ligase PDZRN3. The record is from RefSeq and is a predicted model, not a curated record. Gene Ontology annotation, molecular function: protein binding. Bases 559 to 2796 code for a protein of 745 amino acids. NCBI's taxonomy places the organism in Eukaryota, Metazoa, Arthropoda, Insecta, Hymenoptera, Pteromalidae. The transcript has 6 exons.
UUGUCUGAAAUAGUGAAAUCCGAAUAUUCUGAAUAUCCGAUGGAGCCUGAUGGAGCGGCGCAAAGGUAGAGAUAGAUGGCUCCACUCGUGGGUUCGUAAUCUUGGUACGAGAGCUGCAGGAGCUGACUCGCGCGCCGCGUUACCGAGGCUCGCGUUUCCUUUCAUCAGUCGACGCCGAGCCGUCGAGCGCGCGUCAACUCAGCGGCGCAUCCGUCGCAGCUCGUGUCCGGCUAUCGGUCUGCUUUUACUUUUUGCACCCGCUCAGUUUCCGCUUCCGCGAGAGUACUUGCAAGUUCGAGGCUCGUGGCUGGAGCGCUAAAAUGCCCAACGUCUACUCGUCGGCGGCACUUGCUUCGCCCGACUCGCAUUAGAGGUAAAACUAUCCCGCGCGCGCUUCAAUUGCAUAGGCGUGAUUUUUCAAGAAGCUCAAACAUGUGACCAGACUGCGCGCUGCACUCCGUGUUGCGUUUGGCCAAGUUCAGUGACACACUGCAACGACCGACAACGGCUCGCAUACAUUCAGCAGCCGGCCAUAGAGACUGAACUGACAGAGAGGCCAUGGACUUUGUCAUACUCAAGGUGAACGGCCAGGACGUGUCGAACUCGAGCCACGAGGAGGCCGUGCGCUGCUUCCAGUCGGCGCAGGAGCCCAUCCUGGUGGAGGUGCUGCGCCGCUACCCCGCCGCCGCCGCCGCCACCGCUGCCGCCGCCGAGGAGCCGCGCCGCGGGCCCGACGAGUCGGAGGAGCCCAGCCGAGGGGACGGGGCCGAGGAGAAGACCUUCACGCUGCUCGUCUCGACGGGCGUGCAGACCGAGUGGGCCGGCCUCGUCGACGAGGAGGACUUGCUGCCGGUGAGGCUGCACGCCGACGAGCAGACCUGCAACGACAGCUUCGACGACAUGCUCGGCCCCGAGAUCGACUUUGAGGAGGUGACGCUGCGGAGGAGCGGCAGCGCCGAGAAGCUGGGCCUGACCGUCUGCUACAGCUCGGCCGGCUCGGGCAGCGAGGACGCCGACACCGAGGUCUACAUCUCGGAGAUAGUUCCCGAGAGCCUCGCGGCGAGGGACGGCCGGCUGCGCGAGGGCGACCAGAUUUUGCGGGUCAAUGGGAAGGACGUCGCCAGCAAGGAGCAGACGGAAAGCCUCUUUGCCGAGACCGAGAGCGACGUGACCAUCCUGGUUAGCCGCUGCCUCUACACGGACGACGACGAGGACGAGAGCCGCGCCUACCCGGCCUACCAGAACAGCAUGAUCGAGCAGCUGAUCCGGCAGCAGCAGCAGCAGCAGCAGGACGGCGACGAGGCCGCCAAGGACUCGGAGCCGACGAGCGAAGCGCCGCCCCCCGUCCCCUCCCACGUGCAGCUCGCCUUCUCCGAGCCCUCGUCGACCUGCUCCUCGCAAAAGUCCAGCGGCUGCGGGCCCGACAUCGCCGAGCAGCAGCGGAAAAAGUGGAUGCAGGAGGCGCUCAAAGAGUGCGCCAGGAGGGUCGACAACAUCAAGCUCGGCGCGACGCCGAGUCCGCAGCAGCAGCACAAGUCGGCCGUCAAGCUGGCCGAGGCCUACUCGAGCCACGUGUGGAGCGACACCGAGCACAUCUACGAGACGAUUCCCGAGUCCGACAGCGAGCCCAUCUACUCGUCGCCCUACGAGCACCGGCACUGGCCCUACGAGCCCGGCAACAACCAGCAGAGCUGCCCCGCGGCCAGGCAGCAGCCCGGCCAGCCCAAGCCCAGCUGGCACUGCUCCUCCAAGAGCAACAGCUCCGGCGAGGAGAAGGACAGCUCGAGCGCCUACAACACCGGCGAGUCCUGCAACAGCAACACGCUCACGCUCGAGCUGCAGCAGCCCUCGGAGCACCACCGGAGCACGCUGGUCCUCUGCCCGCCCACGGCCAGCGCGGCCUGCAGCUGCCCCGUGCCCCUCGCGCCGCCUCCCGCCAAGUGCGCCGGCGGCAAGCUCCAGCAGGUCGCGCGACGCGGCCCCCCGGUCCCGGCCGCCGAGACGAUGUACACGAACGCGGCGAACCUGCAGCAGACCAUGCGGCUGCAGCAGCAGCUCUUCAAGCAGGCCCUCAGCAGCAGGCGCAAGUCCGGCGUCGUCCGGGACGCGUGGUACGCGCGACGCUCGCGCGCCCAGACCGCCGCCUUCCAGGCGCCCAGCCUCGCCCAGUACCGGUUCGUCGCCAGCCACCAGGUCAGCGGGCCCACGGCUCCGUUCGCCAGCAGCCCUCAGCAGCAGCAGCAGCAGCAGCAGCAGCAGCGGCCGCAGCAGCAGCAGCAACGGCAGCUGCUGCUGCAGGAGCCCGUGCAGAUGGAGUGGAAGGUCAAACGCCGACCCGACGGCUCGAGGUACAUCACCAGGCGGCCGGUGCGCAACCGCAUCCUGAGGAACCGCGCUCUCAGGAUAAACGAGGAGCGCCAGGGCCAUACCACCGAGGACGACGCCGUGUCGGAGAUCAAGGUCGGACGCUACUGGAGCAAGGAGGAGCGCAAGAGGCAGCUGGAGCGAGCCAAGGAGCGCAAGCAGCGGCAGCAAGAGCUCCUACAGCAGCAGCAGCAGCAGCAGCAGCAGUCGAGCGAGCAGCUCAUCUACGAUUACUCGGAAGAUAGCAAAACGCUCAAGAACUCGCCAAACAGCCUCGUCGAGCAGGCCCAGAAAAAGGCGGCGAGGAAAAAGCCGCCCGCGGACGACUUCGCCACGGUCCAGGAGAUACUCGUGCACGGCAACAGGGUAGGCUCGGCCACGCAAAACUCCGCUGGCAAGCUCAUGGGCCUGCUCUCGGUAACCACGGUUUGAUCCCACUCCUACUGAUUCCCGCUCCCAGGAUCUCACGUGUAAACUUGUACCAUAAGACGACGGAUUUUUUAUCUUUCUAUUGUACACAUUUUCCAUCAACUUCCCUCGCAGAAAACACUUCUCGCGCGGCCGUUCCUUUAAUUGUACAUUACACUGUAAAUAUCUUUGACGAAUACAAUCUACUCUAUUAUUACGUCUUUACAAAUCUUAAGUGCCACCGACACCGCAUAAUACGCGCGUAUAAUAAUCGUUCGCACGCCACCACCGUAUAGCAUUCAAUUUAACUUUGUAGAUAUGUACCAUAACGAUAACGAUGCAUUCACUCAAGAUAUGCCAACUCGACAAGUUGCGAAUCAAACUAGAACAAAAAGAUGUUGAAGCCAAAAAGGUGUGCAACGGCACAAUCGAAAAAUGUAUUUUUAGUAUGCAAUUGAUAUAAGGAGCAGAAGGCUGGUUCGAUAAAAAUGCUCUUUGUUCAUCUCUCAUUGAAUCGUUUUAACCUAUAUGCCUAGCUGCGAUCUGUUUAAAUAGACGAAAAUCGUUUUUCUCAUAUAUUUCUUGUUUUUUCAUCUAACAAAUACCUAUUAUUGUAAAUCAAAUAUCUAUCGACUACUUCGUUGCACGAUAUGUCGAGACAAAUAUUAAAGCGAAAUUCGUUAUACAUGAUUUGUACAAAAGAAAAUCCAUUUUAUAUACACAUAAUGAUAUAUCAAACUGCCUCAAGUCAUUCUAUAGUAUUUAGCUAUACUUAAUCAAAACGUUGCAAACAGGGUAAAUCAAUGGCUAGUUCGAGGUAGACUAUUAAAAACGAUAGAUUUUAUAUAAAAAAUUCAACAUAUUUUUACCGCAUUUAUCCGCAAUGAACUAACUGGUUUGCAUAUUUUAAUAUUGAAUGACGCUAAUUUCAUCAAAAAUAUCCAUAUGUUCUGUGGGUCAAAUUCAGUGACAAUAAAUCUUUGCAAUAUUUAUUCUUGCAUUGCGGUCAGUACCCUUGACUCACAUCUGUGAUAGUGUAGUCCACACCAAUAAUAAGCUCAAGAAAAGUCAUUAUGACGGAUGCAUUCUCGUAAUUAGAGUUGAAGUAGGGUUUAAAAACUUGAUGUCAUCGAAGAUGAAACAAAAUUAAAAAUUGUCGCAGGAAACAUAUUUGAGAUUCGCAGAAUAUAAAAUGAGUUUUUAUGGCACAUUGUUUAUUUUCUGGUGAUAAUCUGAACGAUGUAUUUGAUUAAUGUAGAAAUAAAAUAUAAUCUGAAAGAGUA